GGCUUCAUGUUUAACCUUUCGCUUCUUCUUUCUUGACCAGGGACAUGAAGGUUCUGUGGAGCCACCCCUGGCACCAGCUUCGAGUGGAUAUUGAACAAUUUGGAAACCAAAGUGUAGUAAGGAAACCAGUCCUAUUGGAAAAGGAAAUAAUCUCAAGGGGCCAAUCUUGCUGACUUCUUAAACUCACUUUAGAUCAGAAAGGGAAAAACAAGAGUCAAUAUUGCAAUGAUAUGAACAUAACACUGGCAUCCUUGAAGUGACUGGCUUGACCUUGAAGGAGACCCUGGGGGUGGUGAUGGCCAACAGGGAGCUCUGGCGUGGGCUGGUCCAAGAGUCGGAAGCGUCUGAACGAAUGAACAAUAACAACACUGUCACCAUGGAGGAGAAAGCAUAUACAUGUAUUGAAUGUGGCAAGAGCUUUAAACAGUGUAGAGAUCUGAAGACACAUCAAAGGACUCACACUGGGGAGAAACCCUAUAACUGCCUGGAGUGUGGAAAGAGCUUCACCCAGAGUGCACAUCUGCAUUCACAUCAAAGGACUCACACUGGGGAGAAACCUUAUACAUGCUUGGAGUGUGGAAUGAGUUUCACUCAUAGUGGAAAUCUACGUUCACAUCAUAGGACUCACACUGGGGAGAAACCCUAUACAUGCUUGGAGUGUGGACAGAGCUUCACUCAGAGUGGACAUCUACGUUUGCAUCAAUGGACUCACAUUGGGGAGAAACCUUAUAAAUGCCUGGAGUGUGGAAAGAGCUUCAUUCAGAGUGGACAUCUACGUUUACAUCAAAGGACUCACACUGGUGAGAAACCCUAUACAUGCCUGGAAUGUGGAAAGAGCUUCACUGAAAGUGGAAGUCUACGUUCACAUCAAAGGACUCACACUGGGGAGAAACCCUAUAUAUGCUUGGAGUGUGGACAGAGCUUCACUCAUAGUGGACAUCUACGUUUACAUCAUAGGACUCACACUGGGGAGAAACCCUAUACAUGCACACAGUGCGGAAAGAGCUUCACUCAGAGUGGAAGUCUACGUUCACAUCAAAGGACUCACACUGGGGAGAAACCCUAUACAUGCUUGGAGUGUGGACAGAGCUUCACUCAGAGUGCACAUCUACAUUCACAUCAAAAGACUCACACUGGGGAGGAACCUUAUAAAUGCCUGGAGUGUGGAAAGAGCUUCACUCAGAGUGGAAAUCUACGUUCACACCAGAGGAUUCACACGGAGUGGAAACUCUAUACAUGCCUGGAAGGAAAUUGUUAAGUUUACAUUUACAAUGACACCAGAGUUUUGUUUCUUAAUAAUGCUGGAUGAUAAUCUAGAGAGAAAAUGUGUAAGAUUGCAAAAUAUAUAAUAACAUUAUGUUACAAAAUUUGAAAAAAAAAAUCUGCUUCUGAUUUGAAAGUUUUGUUUCCUUUCAAGGGAGGCUCAUUGACAACAAUGGAGGGAAACUCCAGAGAUCCCCCUUUCCUCCCCCGCUCUCCUCACCUCACCUGACCUGGGGCUGCAGAGCGUUGCAGGCGGGAGGGUGAACGGGCCUCUCCCUUCCUUCCUUCCUUCCUUCCUUCCUUCCUUCCUUCCUUCCUGGGUGGGAAAGGCGCGGUGCUUCCUUGGAGAAGAGGGAGGGAGGGAGGGGACAGAAGACAGGGAGCCUGCCCAGGGAAGGAGUCUGCGUGGCAACAGGGAGGAAGAGGGGGGAGGGGGUGUGGCCGGGCUGCCCUCCUGCUCCCUGAUUGGUGCCACUGGUGAUAGUAUGACAGCUCUGAGCAUUAUGCACAUUCCGCAACGGUGGUUGUGAAUAAGGGAAGGGGAGAGCGGCACACUGAGGACGGGAAUAUACAUCGUAGUUGAAUUGGUGGAAGGAUAGAAAGGAGGGGAGGGUUAGAGCUAGGAUUAGGGUUUGGGUUAGGAUUAGGCUUAAGGGUUAGGGUAAGGGUAAGGGUUUUACCAUUAAAGAACUCUGACAUUCCCUCUAUAAUACUUGUGUUCCAUUCUGCGUUGCACAAAUAUAAUCGAGGUUGAUUUUGAGAGGGACUCCCCAGUAAGGGAGACCCCUAGAACCGCACCAAAGAGGGUCCCUAACCUUGGCGAGAUCAGAGAAGCGAAUUCCAGUGAUUAAAAAUAUUAAAAUUAAUUCUCACCAAAGCGGAAAAAGAUGGUGACCGAGGCUCUUUAUUAGCGAUUCAGCUGAGAUCGGAUGCAAUUGUGGGAAUAUUUCCACCACAGGCAUGCCAACAUAGAGUUUACGAGCAUUUUGAUAGGCAAAAUACAGAAAAACAUUUCAAAUCUCCCGCUCUUCCCCGCCCGGCUUCUCGCUGAUUGGCUGACAGGUCGAACAGCUGGGAGGAGGCUUGGUGGCCCACCUCGCUCUGGGCCAAUCAGCAGGCUUCCCCACCUCUGGGAAGCCAAUCAGGGCGCUCCUCUCGCUUCCAAGGAUGGAUGAAUCAGGGAAGAGGAGGCGGGACGAGCGCGGACAAUGGAAGGCAAUGGGGGAUAAUGAUGUUAUCGGCCAGCUGGGGCAUCGAGGCAUUGUCUGGCCAGAAAAAGCUUGAUUGCAUUAAGAAAGGUUUUCCUGUCCCGGAUCUGAUAAGGUGUGCCUUUUGAUGGGUCUUGUGAAAGAAGCAAACAGAGCCGGGGCGAGGGGACCCCUGGGGCGGCCUCGUCCCUUUGUAAUUAAAUCAAAAUGUCCAAAGAAAAUUCUUCGUCUGUCAGACCACUCAGAAAACAAAGGAUUUCCAGUUUGCUACUGUCCAUGCAAAAAUGUUUGAUGAUUAGGUUGGUUUCCAGGGGGACUAUAGCCCUCCCUCAGGCACUGACUAGUUCCUGGUUGCAUUUUUCUGGGGCAAAGAGCGAGGGGUGAAACAGAAGGGUGAAUAAUAUUUCAUACAUAUACAAGUAAUACA
This is a messenger RNA of Anolis sagrei ordinatus, 2898 nucleotides long. Lineage: Eukaryota; Metazoa; Chordata; Lepidosauria; Squamata; Anolidae. The record is from RefSeq and is a predicted model, not a curated record.